Striga hermonthica is the source of this 2511-nucleotide messenger RNA. The record is from the annotation of a GenBank genome assembly. Lineage: Eukaryota; Viridiplantae; Streptophyta; Magnoliopsida; Lamiales; Orobanchaceae.
AUGGUUUACCCCGGAUUUCACAUUUGGAGAGGGAAGAACAUGCCAUUAAUGUACGACCUGAUCAUCUGCCACUCCAUAGAGUGGUCGUCCCUCACCGUCCACUGGAUGUCGUCGCCGCCCUCAUCAGACGGCGGGGAUCUCGCCGUCUACAAAUUGAUCCUGGUCAUUCUCCAAAGUCCAAUCUCCAUUCUGGCAUUCUCCAACCCCGCGGCCGACACUCAGUACUUGCAAAGAAAAAACCUAAUUUUUCAAAAUUCAUCUUCCAAGCUUAAAGCUCCCUACGGUCCUGCACGACGGAUAAUUGCUCCGGUCUCCCGCACGGCGCACGCUCCUGUCGGCAUUGGAGCUCAUACACCCGCAGCCCCGCACACACUCGAGUCGGCAAGCAAUGAGUUCGCCACCCAAAUCCCCUCACAAGGCCUGCGCCUCGACACUUGGUACAAAACGCAAAAAAAGGCGGUUCGGGAUGUUCGAGGACUUCGAGUUCAAGCCCACUACGACCGCCCCGUGCCUCAUCGAAUGACCGGGAUCCACAACAAGAAUUGGACAAUGAAAAUUCGGCCUUCGAGAAAGAAGACAUGGAAACAUCAAAUCCAUAUGGAGAGGAAGAGCAAGAAGGGGAAUCAGAUGAAAUGGAUGAGGGUGUUCCAAGAAAAAAGAAGUCGCCUCAGUUGGAACGAGUCCGUCCCCACUUGCGAGUGGGUGGGCGUAGCGUGCGACUCCGCCAACACCUCCGUCUUCUCUCUCAGGCUCCCCGGGGUGGGGCUCGUCGGCCAGAUUCCGGCCAGUUCUCUGAGUCAACUCAGCCAGCUCCGAGUCCUCAGCCUCCGCUCCAACCGCCUCUCCGGCCCUAUCCCGCCGGACUUCUCCCGUCUCCGGAAUCUCCGGAGCGUCUACCUGCAGGACAACCGGUUCUCUGGCGAGUUUCCGGCGGGCCUUACCGAGCUGAACCGGCUCGCCCGGCUGGACCUUUCCUCCAACAACUUCACCGGCCCAAUCCCUUUCGCCGUCAACAACCUCACCCACCUCACCGGCCUCUUCCUCGAGAACAACGCCUUCUCCGGCGUGAUCCCGAGCAUCUCCACGCCGGGUCUCACCCAGUUCAACGUCUCCGGCAACCGGCUCAACGGCUCCAUUCCCAGGGCCCUGGCAAGGUUCCCGGCGUCCGCAUUCUCCAACAACCUCCAAUUGUGCGGGGGCCCGCUGCCCCCCUGCACCCGCCCUUUCUUCCCGUCUCCCUCCCCCUCCCCGUCCCUCGGCCCUCCGGCGGGAACCACCCCGGCCGGGGGAGGUGGACGGAGGCUCUCGGCCGGCGCCAUUGCCGGCAUAUCGGUCGCCGGCGGUCUCCUCGCGCUCUUACUCCUUCUGGCCAUCGCCUUCAUCGUCGUCAAGAGGAGGAGGAGGGGGCGGACGGAGGCCCCGAAAUCCCAGAAACCGGUGGCCGCGGCGGCGGCCGCCGCUGGCGGUGCGGCGGGGGACGCCGGGACGUCGUCCUCGAAGGACGACUUGACGGGGGUUUCUGGGGAGGGAGGGGAGAGGAACAAGCUGGUGUUUUUUCCGGGCGGUGGCUACAGUUUCGACCUGGAGGACCUGUUGAGGGCGUCGGCGGAGGUGCUGGGGAAAGGGAGCGUGGGCACAAGCUACAAGGCGGUGCUGGAGGAAGGCACGACGGUGGUGGUGAAGAGGCUGAAGGACGUGGCCGCCGGGAAGAGGGAGUUCGAGCAGCAGAUGGAGGUGGUGGGGAACGUCAGCCAUCAAAAUGUGGUGCCCCUCAGAGCCUUUUACUAUUCCAAGGACGAGAAAUUGUUGGUCUACGACUACAUGCCCGCCGGCAGCCUCUCCGCCCUCCUCCACGGCAGUCGAGGGUCGGGCCGCAGCCCGCUUGACUGGGACAGCCGGCUGAGGGUGGCGACAAGCGCCGGUCGAGGGCUGGCCCACCUCCACACCACCGGAAACGUGGUCCACGGCAACAUAAAAUCCUCCAACAUCCUCCUCCGAGAUGACGGCACUGCCUCAGUGUCCGAUUUCGGCCUCAACCCCCUCUUUUCUAGCUCCUCGUCCCCGCCCAACCACCGGGCUGCGGGCUACCGGGCCCCUGAGGUGCUCGAGGCCCGUAAGGCGACCUUCAAGUCCGACGUGUACGGCUUCGGCGUGCUGCUCCUGGAGCUUCUAACGGGGAAGGCGCCCAACCAGGCGUCGCUGGGGGAGGAGGGGAUCGAUCUGCCGCGGUGGGUGCAGAGCGUGGUGCGGGAGGAGUGGACUGCGGAGGUGUUUGACGUGGAGCUGAUGAGGUACCAGAAUGUGGAGGAGGAGAUGGUGCAGCUGCUCCAGAUAGGGAUGGCGUGCGUGGCCACGGUGCCCGACCAGAGGCCCCCAAUGGAGCAGGUGUUGAGGAUGAUAGAGGAUAUGCAUAUGGGGAGAGGUGGGGAUACCGAUGAUGGGAGAGGGGGUUCCGAUAGCCAGACGCCCCCCAUCGAGUCCAGGGCUUCGCCUUCGGGUAUUACGCCUUAG